Molecule: messenger RNA, 841 nt
Organism: Tinamus guttatus (white-throated tinamou)
Lineage: Eukaryota; Metazoa; Chordata; Aves; Tinamiformes; Tinamidae
Source: RefSeq, a predicted model, not a curated record
GGAUUAAAGACCGGCUCCAUCUAUUUCCCUGGAGGAAAAGCAACCUAUCAAGGGGAGGAAGUGAAUAUGAAGAUGGUAGAGCCCCUUUUGUUCAAUUACAGCAAUGAAAACAAUUGGAGGGAGAACAUCGACACCGUGAUGGAAUGGUUCACGGUGAACAACCUGGACUUCAUUGCCCUCUACUUCGGCGAGCCAGACUCCACAGGACACAAGUACGGCCCUGAAUCCACGCAGAGAAAAGCCAUGGUCAGCCAGGUGGACAGAACCGUGGGUUACUUACGGAAACGCAUUGCAGAAAGCGGCCUAGAAUCAACCCUCAACCUAGUCAUCACGUCUGACCAUGGUAUGGACACUGUCAUAAAGACCAACGAAAUCCACCUCCGGACGGUGGAAAACUUCACCUUCAGUGACAUCCAGUUUGAACUCUUAGAUUAUGGACCAAAUGGACUCCUGGUGCCCAAAGAAGGAAAAUUAGAGCAUGUAUAUACAGUGCUGAAAAAUGCCCACCCAAAGUUACAUGUGUACAAGAAAGAAGAGUUUCCAAAGAGAUUCCACUAUGCCAAUAAUUCCCGUAUCACGCCGCUCUUGAUGUACAGUGAUCCAGGAUACGUGAUCCAUGGGAGAUACAAGGUGCAGUUCAAUACGGGGGAACACGGCUUCGACAACGAGGACAUGAACAUGAAAACCAUCUUCCGCGCUGUGGGGCCAGCCUUCAAGCAAGGGCUCGUGGUGGAGCCCUUCGAAAGCGUGCACGUCUACGCGCUCCUCUGCGAGCUGCUGGGCAUCGUCCCGGAGCCUCACGACGGCUCCCUGCACGUCACGCAGCCCAUGCUGGGUGAGC